AGAGAGAGAGAGAGAGAGAGAGGGUGAGGGAGUGAGGGAGGGAGGGGGCGGCGUUAGACAAUACCAUUCCUCAAAUAUAUUCCAUUCCCUCCGUCCCUGAAGUGAGCCUUUAUUAGUCGGGAUCGUUUGGAUCUUAUCUCGCAUAUGACACUCGGUGGAAGAAAGACUGGAGGAAGAAAUCAGGGGGAUUAUCUGUGAGCUGCUGCCGAUCCGCUGCUUCCUGACACGGGGAGCGCCUUCGCUUAUCUCGCCCCCUUUAUCCUCAGCAUCUUCCAGGCGGAUGGACGAGUAGCCCCGGCUGCACUUUCACUAUCUGCCCAUCACGUCUAUUGUCUCUCCAUCGCUGGGAUCACACCGGAGGCUGACUGAUCCCUGCUCACAUCAUUAUUACCUUUUCUUUUUUUUUUUUUUUUUUUUAAAUCUUUUUCUUUUUUCUUUUCUUUUUUUUUAAUCCACUCAUCACUGCAGCAUCUGAAGACUUUGGGGGCUUUUUGAUUCGCAGGAACAUUUCCCUGCUUUCACGGUUUGACCCCCGUGUUGUUCCCAUGCUGCAAGCUCCCGCCUGAAAAAGUAAAAGAAGUACUUUUUUAGUUUUGUGUGAUCAUUUUGUUGUGGGGCGCGGUGACACUGAGGCUCCUCUCUGUCACAUCUGAUGCUUGUUUGCUCGGUGGAAUAUGAGUUAAUUUGGAGUUGAGGCUCCGCUCCAGAGCGUCUUCAAGUUCCUUUAAGAAAAUUUUGCCUCCAAACUGUUUGUCAAGCUUCUUCUGGAGGAGUGACUGCCAACACCCGAGAAUAAAAAUGAUGCUGAGCCCGGACCAGGCGGAGGCGGACCUCUCCUGGACUCAGUCCGACCCGGAGACGAUGCUCAACGGCCUCAAGUCGGCCGGCUGCGGCUCGGACGAGCCGGCGGAGGGCGAGGACAGGGCGAAGUGUAAAGCCGAUCAGCCCCUGAGCAGGGAGGAGAAGCGGAGGAGGCGGAGGGCCACGGCCAAGUACCGCUCGGCCCACGCCACCAGAGAGAGGAUCCGGGUGGAGGCGUUCAACGUGGCCUUCGCGGAGCUGAGGAAAUUACUCCCCACCUUGCCCCCUGACAAGAAACUCUCCAAGAUCGAGAUCCUCAGACUGGCUAUAUGCUACAUCUCCUAUCUUAAUCACGUGUUGGAUGUCUAAAAGUGAACCCCCCCCCCCCCCUCCCCUCCCCUCCCUCCCCAUGAGACAGAGUGGUUUGGUUGGGUUGGUAGAUUGGACUCAAGCGCAUCCUGGGCGUCAGCUGGGUAUGGCAAGGUUGACAGUGUUUUUGUAGCUUUUAAAUUAGGUGAAAAAUCACUUUUAUUCUUGAAGCCACGUUUAAUGAGAUAAGUUCAAAUUUAAAAAAAAAAAAAAGAAUGUGCAUUUCAAUCAAUGAAGGUUGGAAAAAUUCUGACUUUAUCUCCAGUGAGAAAGCUGCUGAUUCAGACUGAUGAACACCUGUGACACGAGCUUCAGCUGCAGCUUUGACUUUUUUUUUUUUUUUAUCACAACACAAACAAAAAUCAGCAAACCGGAAAUUGUUAAAAAAUAAAAAUAAAAAUCCAUCAAAUCUCUAAAAAAAAAAAAAAAAACCAAACCCAUGUGAUGCUGAGACGUUGCCAUAUUUCCAGCUGCGAGCCCGGUGUUAGUUACUGCGGUGGCGGGAGCGAGGUGCAAAAGUUGUCGACAACUGCUCCAAGUAAAAAGCCUCAACUUUUCCGUGCGUGAGGCCGUGCGCAGUGAGAGGCAGCACUGAGGCCGGGGAAGGAUGUAAACCAGAUAGCUGCUUUAGAUCUAGUUUAGACGAUGUUUUCCGUAAAGGAAGAAAAAAAAAAAAAAAAAAAAGAUUCAAUGCGUAAGUGCCACUUAUGACAUAUAAAAUUGUGACCUUAAUCAUUAUUAUUUUUUUUUAAAGUGUAUGGGAUUAUUUAUUUAAUUGUGUUAAUAUUUAAGGCUAAUUUAUUUAUGUUGGUACCAUAGGCCGGCGUCUUUUUGUAUAAAUGUAUAUUGUUUGUUGCUUCUAUAUUUUAGGCUGUGAAAUUGAACUUGGAAAGUGAUGGUGUUCUACUCUACUGAAAAUGGCACUUUCUGUUAAUCCAUAGCAUAACUUAUUCGUUUGAUGUAUGUCAUUAUCUUUGUUUUAUUUUGAUAGUCUAUUGUCUAUCAAUAGCAACGAUAAGCACUUCAACAUGGGGUUCACUGGCCCCAUAAAUGUUUAUUAUUUCCCUACAUUGUUGUGUUGAGAGGUUGCUCGAGGAAUAAGAAUUGGGCUGCUGAAAUAAUAAUAACAAUAAUUACAUUUCAAUUCAAUUUUUAAAAAAAAUAUGCUUCACUGAUAAAAUAAUGUAAUCACGUGAAGAAUCAAACUGUUUCUUAAACCUCUUCUUUUUUUUUUUGUUGCUGUGACCAAAAAAAUAAUAAUACUGAUAAUUUCGAAUUUAUUAUCUUCAAUGUUUUGAUGUUAUUAUUAUUUUUGAUUAAUUGGUUUAUUUAUUUGUCUCUGCUUUGUAUUUCGAAAUUCAAUAAGUAAUUUUAUAGUGAAGAAAAAAAAACAUAUCCUCUAUCCAAAGAUUUUUUGUCUCUUCAGGGUUGUGUAGGCUACUUGUUGCUUUAUGCAGAUCUUUUGUAGUAGAGGUAUCGUGUGACAGCUGGUUUCUAAUGGACAAACUUUUCAUAUUUUCCGGUGUUAUUUUUAAUUAAAACGGAA
Molecule: messenger RNA, 2716 nt
Organism: Seriola aureovittata
Lineage: Eukaryota; Metazoa; Chordata; Actinopteri; Carangiformes; Carangidae
Product: helix-loop-helix protein 2-like
Exons: 2
Coding region: 799-1170 (123 amino acids)
Biological process (GO): regulation of transcription by RNA polymerase II
Molecular function (GO): protein dimerization activity; DNA-binding transcription factor activity, RNA polymerase II-specific; RNA polymerase II cis-regulatory region sequence-specific DNA binding
Source: RefSeq, a predicted model, not a curated record